This is a messenger RNA of Aspergillus ibericus CBS 121593, 1766 nucleotides long. RefSeq names its product dolichyl-P-Man:Man(7)GlcNAc(2)-PP-dolichol alpha-1,6-mannosyltransferase. Lineage: Eukaryota; Fungi; Ascomycota; Eurotiomycetes; Eurotiales; Aspergillaceae. The transcript has 3 exons. Gene Ontology annotation, cellular component: endoplasmic reticulum membrane. The record is from RefSeq and is a predicted model, not a curated record. Gene Ontology annotation, biological process: protein N-linked glycosylation. Gene Ontology annotation, molecular function: alpha-1,6-mannosyltransferase activity. Bases 57 to 1766 code for a protein of 569 amino acids.
CUGGACUGACCUGAACUGAAUUUCUACGAAGCACAGAAAGUGUUCAUGGUGCCAUCAUGGGGAGAGAUGUCGUCUUCCUGCUGCUUCUCGGCGCAAUCCCGGCCCUCGUCCUCCUCCAUCUCGCCGCCGCUCCUUAUACUAAGGUAGAGGAGUCGUUCCACAUUCAGGCUAUCCAUGAUAUUUUGACCUCCGGAAUACCUACUCGCAAUGUCUCCGAGACGCUCCGCGCGGAAUAUGACCAUUUCGCGUUUCCGGGUGCCGUGCCCAGGACGUUUGUCGGUGCCGUGAUGCUGUCCGGGCUGUCGCAACCGUUCAUCUGGUUGAAGGCCAGUAUCGAUAGACAGUUCCUCGCACGAGCUAUUCUGGGCCUUUUCAAUGCCGUCUCGUUGCUGUCAUUUGCUUCCGGUUUGCGACGCACGGCGGGCAAGACCACCGCAAUCUGGUACUUGCUCUUCCAAGCCAGUCAGUUCCACGUUCUCUACUACGCAUCGCGAACACUAUCCAACAUGUUCGCUUUUGGCCUCACAACCCUGGCCCUGCGAUAUAUCCUCCCGGAACCAGUCAGCCCGAAAACCUACAAGAAACGGUCCCGACUCUCGCUAUACCUCUUGACCAUCGCCGGCAUCAUCUUCCGCUCCGAACUGGCCAUCUUCCUCGCAACCAACACCAUCUUUCUCUUCGCAACCCGUCGGAUCAGCAUCCAGCGCGAGAUCAUCCCCGCCGGCAUCCUCGGCCUCCUCGUCGGUCUCACCUCCACCGUCCUCGUGGACUCCUUCUUCUGGCAACAGUUCCCCCUAUGGCCCGAACUCGCGGCCUUCAAAUUCAACGUCAUCUCCGGCCAAGCCUCCGCAUGGGGCACACAUCCCUGGCACUUCUACUUCACCAACGCCGUCCCCCGUCUCCUCCUCAACCCGCUCACCUACACCGUGGGAAUCCCCCUCGCGCUCUUCCAACCCUCCACCCGCUCCCUCGCAACCUACACCCUCCUCCCCUCCCUCCUCUUCCUCGCCAUCUACAGCGCCCAACCCCACAAAGAAUGGCGCUUCAUCGUCUACACCAUCCCCCCACUCACCGCCGCCUCCGCCCUCGGCGCAUCCUACAUCUGGACCCAUCGCACCAAAUCCCUUCUCUACCGUCUCCUCUCCCUCCUCCUACUCGCCUCCACCCUCGCCUCCUUCCUCCUCUCCACCUUCAUCCUCCUCCCCGCCUCCUCGGCAAACUACCCCGGCGCGCACGCCCUCAACGCCCUCCACACCUACGCCUACGCCAACACCGAGACCAACCCCCCCUCUUCCAUCUCCGUCUACCUCGACAACCUCGCCUGCCAAACCGGCGUCACCCGCUUCCUUCAACACCCUUCCUCAUCCCCCUCCAAUCCCAACAACACCAACAGCAACCCAAUCUGGCACUACGACAAAACCGAAACCGAAACCACCAAAUCCCACCCCUCCUUCUGGUUCCAAUUCGACUACGUACUCAUCGAACCGGGCGAAGAGACCGAGAAGCUCUUCGCCGCGUCUGCCUCCGGUGCUAAGCAAUGGGAGGUGGUGGACACGGUGGAUGGGUUCGCGGGGUUGCGGAUCAUAAGGCCUGGGGAUGAGGCUGUGGGGAAGGUGGAGGAGAGGGUUGUUGGGAUGGUGUUUGGGAAUGAGGGGGCCAGGGGGUGGGAAUUGGGGAGGGAGCUGGCGAGGAGGGUGGUUACGAGGGGGUGGUGGGUGGAGGUGAGGAUGGAGCCGAAGAUUAGGGUUUUGAGGAGGGUGAAAUAA